AGAAUUUCGUAGGGGUCACAAUUGAUAUAGCCAAAAUUGUGGGUUUGAGAUAGGAAUUCAUUUCUUGAGCGGAAAGAAGAGAUUCGCAAGAAUGAGUACCAUGAAAUUUUGCCGCGAAUGCAACAACAUUCUGUACCCAAAGGAAGACAAGGAGCAGAAGAUCCUCCUCUAUGCAUGCCGUAAUUGCGAUCACCAGGAGGUUGCUGACAACAAUUGCGUGUACAGAAACGAAGUGCAUCAUCCUCUUGGUGAGCGCACACAAAUCUUACAUGAUGUAACUGCAGAUCCAACGCUCCCUCGCACAAAAUCUGUGAAAUGCUCUCAAUGUGGUCAUGGAGAGGCCGUCUUCUUUCAGGCAGCUGCUAGGGGAGAAGAAGGAAUGGCUCUGUUCUUUGUUUGCUGCAACCCUGCCUGUGGCCACAGGUGGAGGGAGUAAUAUUUUCGGGCUAAAAUAUGAUUGACUACUUGUGUACAAUUACUAUGCUUCCGCCCAAAUUCCUCAAUUACUAUGUAUUUUCUCAGUUAUUCCUCAAUUACUAUGCAUUUUCUUAAUCCCGCCCAAAUUCAUCCAACCUCCCUUCGCAUGCAAUUUGUGUAUUUU
This is a messenger RNA of Cuscuta campestris, 601 nucleotides long. NCBI's taxonomy places the organism in Eukaryota, Viridiplantae, Streptophyta, Magnoliopsida, Solanales, Convolvulaceae. The record is from the annotation of a GenBank genome assembly.